Gasterosteus aculeatus aculeatus (three-spined stickleback) is the source of this 4034-nucleotide messenger RNA. RefSeq names its product tsukushi small leucine rich proteoglycan homolog (Xenopus laevis) (gene tsku). Gene Ontology annotation, cellular component: extracellular matrix. NCBI's taxonomy places the organism in Eukaryota, Metazoa, Chordata, Actinopteri, Perciformes, Gasterosteidae. Gene Ontology annotation, molecular function: protein binding. The record is from RefSeq and is a predicted model, not a curated record.
UGAAACGGCCUCAGAGAGGGAGGAGGUCUCUGGGGCGGGAUUCUCACGGGCCCUUUGGUGCCAAUUGUCCACUCAGAGGGGCUCGCUUGCCUUUUGGUCAACGCGGUCGUUAGAACGUGUCCAAUUUCCCGGCGGUGGUUCGCUGUUGGUCGAGAUUUAUGGCAGAGAGGAACACCUGGUCCACUAUCUUUGCUGUGGCGACAGAUGGAGCGAAGGAUGCAGGGAAAGAAAAGGGUGGGGGGCACAAAUGGGGCUAUAAAAGCAGCACCGAGGUGAUAAGCUGCUGAAUACUAGUGUGGUAGAAGGGGGAAAAAAGAUUAAACAACCACAUGUUAUUUUUACUGUCACGUUCCCAGGUUUAGUCCGUUCUACGGCUGCUUCUGUGGGGCGGAUCUCUUUGAGCCCGGCCGUUUGCCGGAGGUGAAACAAAAUUUAAUGGCGGGGGAGGGCCGAGAAGGACCUUUAAUCAUAUUGUUUUUAUGACAGCUAAGGGUGUGACAUAAAAUAGUUUAGAACUGGCAACUGUAAGUAUGUGUUAAUUUCCCGCACUUAGCAUGUCACGUGACAAUAUUUAAAAAAUCCUCUGGUUUGUGCGGUUUUAACCACUCGUGGACCUUUUUGCUUCUGAAGCGCUCGACCAGAAGAAGUUCUUGUUGCAUUUAGUUGACAAAUAAAAGAUUUGUGUACUCUGCUCGAUUUUAAAUUUGUCAUAAUACUCGCCCGUUCCCGAUUGGUCCAAACAUGCAGCGAGUUCUCCGGCCUUCACUGAGAUCACAGUUUAAAAAAAAAAAAACUCAGAUGGUUACUUUUUAUUUUGUAUAUUAUGUAGGUUUACAAAACCAGGUGUUAUUAGUAUUGAACGUGAAGGAAAAUAUACUAGUGAAUAAAAUUGUUCUUAAAGACAAAGUGCAUGUCUUUAUGGUUCACGUGCUCAGGAAUGCAGCUGAUUGGGUCGUUUAGAAUGACAUCUUUGAGUUGAUGACAUCCUAAACGUAUUCGCCGUCAGCAGCUGGCUGUAGUCGGGGAGGUCAGGGGUCACAGCAAGGGAAACGCUGCACAGAGGUGAUCAGCUCUGUGUAAGUGGACUUUGAGCCACGCUAAUCAGGCUGCGCGUGUUCACCCAUAAGUACCACGCAGCCAUGCGACCUCCUCCCCUUACAUAAGCAGAACCCACGUUAGAUAUUUCACUUUCCCUGCACGUUCCCAAAAAGAGUUAAAUGCAAAUGUCAGAGAGGAUUAUUAUGUAACUUUUUCUUGCCAGAACAUACCAACUACUCCCUUUCCUUUGUAAUUCUGAACAUCUUUCACUGUCGUGUCGCGUUUAUUUCAUUACAGACGUAAGCUGUAAAACUCUGCGCUGUAUGUUUUUUAACGCACACUUUGCUGUGUCAUGCCCGGGGCCAGUAGAGCGUGACUGUUCCUUUCUACCUGUUACACAACUCUUAACCUCUGUCCAAUUCUCGCACUCGUGUGCACGUUAUGCGUGCAUGCGCGUGUGCAGUGGGCACGCUGCUGGAGCCGUUCUGGGUGAGGUCAAUUCGGCUCUCAUUUGCACAUCGAGAGACGACAACAACGGACGCGGCAACAUCUGAAAAAGAAGAGCACAAUGGCGCUCCUCCUCUGGUUCGGCAUGUCGCUGUUGGCCUCCGUCCAGUCCAGCGGCGUCAAGAACUGCCACCGCGACUGCCGCUGCGAGGUGGAGAGCUUCGGCCUGUUCGACAGCUUCAGCCUGACCAGGGUGGACUGCCGGGGGCUGGGACCCGACACCCCCAUGCCCAUCUCCAUCCCGCUGGACACCGCCCACCUCGACCUGUCCUCCAACGCCCUGGGCCCGCUCAGCGACAGCAUGCUGGCCGGGCCGGGCUACACCACCCUGGUUAGCUUGGACCUGAGCAGCAACCUCAUAACAAAGGUGACACCCAGUGCUUUGUCCAAGCUGCGUUACCUCGAGACUCUGGACCUGAGCCACAACCGCCUGGAGAGCCUCUCCACCAGCUGCUUCGCCGGCAUCCCUCUGGUGGAAGUCGACCUCAGCCACAACGGCUUCCACGAGUUCGACAUGGACGUGUUCGCUACGAAGGUCAGCGGUGAGCCCGUCAGCGUGGACCUGUCCUGCAACAAGCUCGCGUCCGUCUCGGCGACCUCGCGCGGCAGAGUGUUGCACGUCCAGAGCUUGAACCUGUCGUCCAACCGGCUGCCGAGCGUACCGAGGCUGGCGGGGCUUUCGCUGAGGUACCUCAAUCUGGACGGUAACCCCAUCGCGCGGGUGGAGGAGGGAGCUUUCGCCGAGCUGACGGAUCUGGUUUAUUUGUCCAUCAGCAGCCUCCAUGAGCUGCGGGAGAUCCGGGCACGCGGCUUCAAGGGCCUGCGGAGCCUCCAGGUUCUUGAUCUCUCGAAUAACCCGCAGCUUAAGACUCUGAGCCCGGCGGUCUUCAGCGGACUGGACUCCCUGCAGGAGCUGAAUUUGUCCGGCUCCGGUGUGGCGUCCCUGCCCAAUAACAUGCUGAGCAAUCUGCCCAGUAUUAAGAGCAUCACACUGGGACAAAGCGUCCACUGCUGGAGGACCCAGAAGCAGGGACAGUUUCACCGGCAACUGGGCCAGGUCCAACACGACGAGGUGCUGAGCUGUGACGUGGAGGGCAUCGUGUUGUGAAGCGAACCAGACGCGUUGGAGUCUCCUUCCCCCGACGAUACUUUCCUCCGCGGGUUAACAGCGGCAAACGCUUCCGAUCUCCGGCACGGCCGGACUACCGAGUUCUGAAAGUGUGCCUGCCAGAUGUGCCUUAUCUGCUUUGAUAUGCAGGACCCCUCUCAGGGUCACUUUCACUCAUUUCACUGUGCUGAGUUGUGCCUUUGGAGCGUCUCAGAGGUCAGUGGUGGACUUCAUGCGCUCCUGACAGACGUAGCAGCACCUUUUUAUUAGAAGAAGAAAAAAGAUACAGCGGAUCGCUUUCUUCCACAAUUCAACGUCUACGCUUUCCUGUCAUGAAUCCAGAACCUUAAGUAUCGUUGGUGCAUCAUGUACAUGGUUUAAAAUGGGACCAUAUUAUUAUUUAAUAACCCACUACACACGUUCCAUAACAUCAUCCAGCGUAGUACAAAACCUUCUGUGCUUUGCUCAUAAUAUCAACACUUCAGUUGACCACUAAGAUUCAUUAUUUGACUUUGAAUGUGAUGCUUUAUGGAAAUGAUUAAAGGGAGAGUGAGAGAUUUGGGAGUCUUCUCUAUCUCAUAUAGUGAGAUGAGAAGACUCUCAUAUCCGUUUGUUCCACAUGAAGCUGCAACCUUGUUUUUCUUAAUGCUGAACUUAUCUGCUGGUUGUAUCUUCUACUUCCACACAGACAUGAGAGUGGUAUCGUUCGUCUCAUUUGGCUCUCGCUGAGCAAGUGAACGUGGGUGUUACUCGUCAUUGUAUUACAUGUAUACACAUAUAUAUCCCAUAUACGGUCUGUAGAUCUCUUCUUGCCACACUCGCAUGAUGAGCAUUUCAAUACUUGAAUCAUUCUAUAACCACCUGCCCAAACCUGACACCUUGUCCACAAUUAACCUUCAUUAAUGUCCGAGCGUCGCAAAUAAGUGCCGCGGAGCCUCCGACGUUGGCGACCCGCUGAUCUGCGCUCAUUUUGUUUCCUGACCUUUUACUCGGCGCGCGUAAACAGGCCGUGGACCCGGAGUUUAUCCGGAGCUGUUGUCCAAAUCGAUAUACAGUCGAACCUUUCGACUUUGACGUGAUUCCUGACAAAGAGGUGCAGCUGAGGGCACAGCGCUGUCGUGUACCUUCGCCGCGGUGCCCCUGGAGGGUCCGGGGGGGGGAUCGGCCUCACAGCUGCAGGUUCAGGUGGUUUGAAUGUCAGCAAUCCGUGAAAGCCUUCAGCGUUGCUGAUUGUGCGGUUUUAAAGGAAAUCCACUUUUUUUUCAGUCGUUUAAUUGAAAGAGGAGCGCAGUCUUGCUGUAGACUUUUAUAAUUAUAUGUAACUAUAUUGUAUAUGCCUUUUAAAGAAUCACAAGUGUAAUAAAACGACUGGUGACUUGUG